Messenger RNA from Amphiprion ocellaris (clown anemonefish), 1309 nucleotides. It is a transcript of the gene ptpmt1, whose product is annotated as protein tyrosine phosphatase mitochondrial 1. The record is from RefSeq and is a predicted model, not a curated record. The transcript is spliced from 4 exons. The coding region runs from base 164 to 712 and encodes 182 amino acids. Lineage: Eukaryota; Metazoa; Chordata; Actinopteri; Pomacentridae. Gene Ontology annotation, biological process: protein dephosphorylation. Gene Ontology annotation, molecular function: protein tyrosine/serine/threonine phosphatase activity; phosphatidylglycerophosphatase activity; phosphatidylinositol-4,5-bisphosphate 5-phosphatase activity.
UCCACGAAGAAGAACACGUCUGCCGCUAAUAUCCCCAGAAGAAGAAGAAGACACGCUGACGGCUGAUAGGUCAGACAAGUUGACUUCUACAGUGAUGAGAAGCUAGCAGAGUCCACAGUUCUGUCUUGUUUUUGUAAUUUAUUAAUUCAUAAACAGCUCCGCCAUGUCCGGAGCGUUAGCGCGGCUGCUCUUCUACCCGACGUUAGCCUACAAUGUUGUCAUGGAGAAGAUUUCCUCCAGGCGGUGGUUCGACCGAGUGGACGAGACGGUGAUUCUCGGAGCGCUGCCGUUCAGGUCGAUGACCAAACAGUUGGUAGAAACAGAAAAUGUUCAAGGUGUUAUCACCAUGAAUGAGGCGUACGAGACCAAAUAUUUCUGCAACUCAGCUGAGGAGUGGCAGGCGGCUGGUGUGGAGCAGCUGAGGUUGAGCACCGUGGAUCUGACCGGCGUUCCCAGCCUGGAGAACCUCCACAAAGGCGUGGACUUCGCCCUGCAGCACAGAGAGCAGGGAACCAGCGUUUACGUCCACUGCAAGGCCGGACGUUCCCGCAGCGCUACGUUAGCUGCUGCGUACCUCAUACGGUUGCACUGCUGGACUCCAGAGGAAGCCUGUCAGAAGCUGGCGUCUGUUCGACCACACGUCCUGGUGCGCUCGGCUCAGCUGGAGAUGCUGAGGACGUAUUAUCAGCAGGUGUGUGCAGAGUCCAGCUGAGAGAGCAGAACCUCAUUAUGUUCCCACUGAAGCCGGGCGGCUGGACUCUGAGCCUUGAUUAAAGACACAGCUGCUGUGGUUUCAGUCAGUCCUGCGUCUCAUAACGUACCGGGCUGAAGAGUAAAGGUCAAACACAUUGUUUACACCUUUUUAAUCACAAUUUCACAAGUUUUACUGUAAUUGGCAGGUUUUAAUUUGGUAAUGACAAAUCAGCGAGCAAAGCAGACAUUCACAUCAUAAAAAUCUAAUUGUUAUUGUGGCUCUGAAUCAGUGGUUUGGACUAAAACAGGUUAGUGGAUGGAAUUCCUUCUGCUUUUGUUAUUCUAUCCUCAUCAUCCUGUUUUAGCCAACAAUACCUCAGAAUUCUAUAUCAUAAGCAACACUGCAAAACUGUUAACUCGUGGCUUUAAUAAUGGAACACUCCACUUGUAGCUUAGCUGCAAUUUGGACACCAAGCAGGAACAUUUUAGUGAAUAAACAAAGCGGUUACUGUGUGCUAAACUAAAACAUUUUAUUUUAAUGUAUUAUAUUUUCCUACAGUGCCUCCUAACUUAAAAUACAGUAAAUGAUGUUAAAUAAAUAUUUGUGACAUUAAAA